CCACGAUGACUACCCUCCCAGAUGACACCCUCAGAAAGAUCCUACUUCAAAUCCAACAAACUGCGAUCCAGUCGCAACGCGCGCUGAACGUCAACCGUCAGCAGGUUGCAGCCAAGGAGCGCGAGCGGCGGAUAUUGCAGCUGACCACCGAGGAGAUAAAAGUUCUCGGGGAGGAUGUAAACCUCUAUAAAGGUGUCGGGAAGAUGUUCAUGCAGGUCCCUCGGCCAGUCAUGGACAAAGACCUUAAGGCAGAAGAGAAAGAGCUCGCAGACGACAUUAACAACCUCACUAAGAAAAAUAAAUACCUGGAGAAGCAGUUUAACGAUGCUCAGGCUCAAAUGCGUGAUAUUUUUAAUAGUGCACCUAAUCAAUAAUCUCUCUGCCAUAUCUUACCGCGACUGUCCCACUCACGUUCUCAAAGCUGCACCUUCGAGCUUUCCGCUGGGCAUUCUCCUAAGGCCAACGAAGUAUGCCGUCGUCCACCGGAUAGCUGCCAGCUGGUGCGCACUCUCGCCUGCUAUGCAUUACAUUCAGUCCGUCGCGAGUAAGUCAUCUGACGUCGAUAACCCUUUCGAUGCACAACCC
Messenger RNA from Phanerochaete carnosa HHB-10118-sp, 585 nucleotides. RefSeq lists its product as uncharacterized. Gene Ontology annotation, molecular function: protein folding chaperone. The transcript is spliced from 5 exons. Bases 6 to 374 code for a protein of 122 amino acids. Lineage: Eukaryota; Fungi; Basidiomycota; Agaricomycetes; Polyporales; Phanerochaetaceae. Gene Ontology annotation, cellular component: cytoplasm; prefoldin complex. The record is from RefSeq and is a predicted model, not a curated record. Gene Ontology annotation, biological process: protein folding.